CCUGACGACGUGAAAUUCUGGAACCGAGAGAGAGCGAUUAGGAUAAUCGAUUUGGUCAGAGAUGGAGGCAGAGAAGGUAGAAUUGAAGUUGCAUAAUACGAUGAAGCAACAGAAGCAAGUGUUGAUUCCGAUAAACCCUGGUCAGAUCGGAAUGUAUGUCUGCGGCAUUACCGCCUAUGACCUCAGCCAUAUCGGCCACGCUCGCGCCUCUGUUGCCUUUGACGUCCUUUACAGAUACUUAAUGCAUUUGGGUUAUGAAGUUACUUAUGUCCGUAAUUUCACAGAUGUUGAUGACAAGGUGAUCAAAAGAGCUAACGAGUGUGGGGAGAACCCUUUGGAUUUGAGCAAUCGUUUUUGCGAGGAGUAUCUUGUAGAUAUGGCUGCUCUUCAGUGCCUCCUUCCAACCCACCAGCCUCGUGUCAGUGACCAUAUGGAUCACAUUGUCAAGAUGAUAGAAAAGAUCAUUGAGAACGAAUGUGGGUAUGUAGUGGCUGGUGAUGUGUUUUUCUCGGUUGAUAAGUCACCGAGUUACGGUCAGUUAUCUGGCCAACUUCUGGAUCAUACCCAAGCUGGUAAGCGAGUUGCUGUUGAUCCAAGGAAACGCAAUCCUGCUGACUUUGCGUUAUGGAAGGCUGCAAAACCUGGUGAACCAAGUUGGGAGAGCCCCUGGGGUCCAGGAAGACCAGGAUGGCAUAUCGAGUGCAGCGCAAUGAGCGGUCAUUACCUGUCUCCGAGAUUUGACAUUCAUGGUGGUGGUAUCGAUCUGAAAUUCCCGCACCAUGAAAAUGAGAUUGCCCAGACAUGUGCUGCUUGUGAAAACAGUGGUGUGAACUUCUGGUUGCAUAACGGGCAUGUCACUAUCAAUGAAGAGAAGAUGGCAAAAUCAAAGAAAAACUUUAAAACGAUUAGACAAAUCACGGCUGAGUACCAUCCUCUGGCUCUGAGGCACUUCUUGAUGAGUGCACAUUACCGGUCUCCUCUGAACUAUUCUAAGUCACAGCUAGAGAGUUCGUCAGAUUCUUUAUAUUAUAUUUAUCAGACAUUACAAGAUCUUGUUGAAGCUCUGUCUCCAUAUCAAGAGGCAUUAAAAGACGAUAACGGAAAGGCUGAACAGACUUCUGAAGCCAGAGACGUAAUCAAGAAAGUGAAGAGCGAGUUUGAAGCGAAAAUGUCAGACGACUUGAACUCAUCUCCUAUACUCACGGGUGCUUUCCAAGACGCGAUGAAAUUCAUCAACGUUUCAAUCACCAAGCUCAAGAAAAUGCAGAAGAAGCAGCGGAUUUCGUUGGUUGUGUCACUGGUGGAAGUUGAGAAAGCAGUGAGGGAAGUUCUUGAUGUGCUUGGCUUGCUCACGGCAUUAAGCUAUGCCGAGUUGUUGAAAGAGAUGAAACAGAAGGCACUAACAAGGGCAGGAUUGGGAGAAGAGGAGAUUUUGCAGAAGAUAGAAGAAAGAAGAAUUGCAAGAAAGAAUAAAGAUUUCAAGAGAAGCGAUAAGAUUAGAGAGUUGUUGGCAGUUAAAGGAAUCUCCCUCAUGGAUAUUCCUGGAAAAGACACUGUGUGGAGGCCCUGCAUCCCUUGGACCCCUAAGCCAAAAUCCGGUUUAGACAAAACCUUGAUUAUCGGAAUCGGUUUCAUUCUCUUAGGCGUCUUCAUCUAUAGACGUUGAACUGUUUGAGAGUUUUUGGGAUUGAAUGGAAUCUGUAGUUUCUAAUUUUUAGCACAUAAACGAUCAAAUUUGAGACUUUUUGAUGUUGAGAUUUCUAC
Eutrema salsugineum is the source of this 1764-nucleotide messenger RNA. RefSeq names its product cysteine--tRNA ligase 2, cytoplasmic. Gene Ontology annotation, biological process: cysteinyl-tRNA aminoacylation. Gene Ontology annotation, cellular component: cytoplasm. Bases 62 to 1666 code for a protein of 534 amino acids. Gene Ontology annotation, molecular function: ATP binding; cysteine-tRNA ligase activity. The record is from RefSeq and is a predicted model, not a curated record. Lineage: Eukaryota; Viridiplantae; Streptophyta; Magnoliopsida; Brassicales; Brassicaceae. The transcript has 7 exons.